Messenger RNA from Calidris pugnax (ruff), 8312 nucleotides. It is a transcript of the gene CLASP2, whose product is annotated as cytoplasmic linker associated protein 2. Gene Ontology annotation, molecular function: microtubule binding. NCBI's taxonomy places the organism in Eukaryota, Metazoa, Chordata, Aves, Charadriiformes, Scolopacidae. Gene Ontology annotation, cellular component: cytoplasmic microtubule; mitotic spindle; microtubule organizing center. Bases 36 to 4745 code for a protein of 1569 amino acids. The transcript has 44 exons. The record is from RefSeq and is a predicted model, not a curated record. Gene Ontology annotation, biological process: mitotic spindle assembly.
UUUUUUUUUCCCCCCAAAAUCCCUCGACCCGGGACAUGGAGGGGGCCGGGAUGGAUUAUUUCUGCGACCAGGUGCAGCAGAAGGACGUGGGCCGCAGGAUGCAGGUGGGCCAGGAGCUGCUGGAGUACCUGGGGGACCCGGCGAGGUCCCCCGACCUGGAGCAGGACCAGCAGCGCCUGGAUAAAGUCAUCGACGAGUUAACAACGUGGGUCAACUCCAGUAAUUUUAAGGUAGCGUUACUGGGAUUAGAUGUUUUAGGUGCCUUUGUCGACAGACUAUCAGGACGCUUUAAAUCCUAUAUAGGAACUGUUCUCAUGCCUUUGAUAGAUCGUAUGGGAGAUGCCAAAGACCAAGUUCGAGAGCAAGCACAGAACCUUAUAUUGAAAUUGAUGGAUGAAGCAGCACCGCCCAUGUACAUUUGGGAACGCCUUGCUGUUGGUUUUAAACACAAGAAUUUCCGAUCCCGAGAAGGAGUGUGUUUGUGUCUUAUUGCUACCUUAAACAUUUACGGUGCACAACCAUUAAUCCUUAGCAAGUUGGUACCACAUCUGUGUACAGCAUUUGGUGACUCAAAUAGUCAGGUGAGGGACGCUGCCAUACUAGCCAUUGUAGAGGUUUAUAGACAUGUAGGAGAGAAAGUACGAAUAGAUCUUACGAAGAGAGGAAUUCCUCCUGGGAGGUUGCAAACAAUCUUUGCAAAAUUUGAUGAAGUAAGAAACUCCGGAAACAUGAUUCUAAGUAGCGCCAAUGACAAAAGCUUUGAUGAUGAAGAGUCAGUGGAUGGAAAUAGGCCAUCAUCAGCUGCUUCAGCCUUCAAGGUUCCGGCACCUAAAAAGCCAGGAAAUCCUUCAAACAGUGCAAGAAAGCCAGGAUCAGCUGGUGGGCCUAAGGUUGGAGGUUCCUCUAAAGAAGGAGGGGCUGGAGCUGUGGAUGAGGAUGAUUUUAUUAAGGCUUUUACAGAUGUUCCUACUGUACAGAUCUAUUCUAGUCGAGAACUUGAAGAAACGUUGAAUAAAAUCAGGGAAAUUCUCUCAGAUGACAAACAUGAUUGGGAUCAACGAACUAAUGCGCUGAAGAAAGUUCGAUCGUUGCUGGUUGCUGGAGCUGCACAGUAUGAUGGAUUUUUCCAGCAUUUACGGUUGUUGGAUGGUGCUUUCAAGCUGUCGGCCAAGGAUCUCCGAUCCCAGGUGGUCAGAGAAGCCUGCAUUACUGUAGCCCAUCUUUCAACUGUUCUGGGAAACAAGUUUGAUCAUGGCGCUGAAGCUAUUGUGCCUACUCUUUUUAAUCUGGUUCCCAACAGCGCCAAAGUGAUGGCAACUUCUGGGUGUGCAGCCAUUAGAUUCAUUAUUCGGCAUACCCAUGUGCCACGACUCAUACCUUUAAUAACAAGCAACUGUACCUCAAAAUCAGUUGCAGUUAGAAGGCGCUCCUUUGAAUUUUUAGACCUGUUGUUACAAGAAUGGCAAACGCAUUCGUUGGAAAGGCAUGCAGCUGUCUUGGUUGAAACAAUCAAGAAGGGCAUUCAUGAUGCUGAUGCAGAAGCAAGAGUGGAGGCAAGAAAGGCUUAUCUGGGUCUUAGAAAUCACUUUCCUAGUGAAGCUGAGACUCUGUACAAUUCUCUGGAGCCACCCUAUCAAAGAAGCCUCCAGACCUACUUGAAGAAUUCUGGCAGUAUAGCAUCUCUCCCUCAGUCAGACAGGUCAUCCUCCAGCUCACAGGAGAGUCUCAAUCGGCCUCUAUCUUCUAAAUGGUCUGCAGCCAGCCCAGCAAGCUUUGCAGGCAGAGUUUCCAGCAGCAGCAAGAGUGUUCCAAGCCCAGGAACCCUGCAAAGGUCUCGCAGCGACAUUGACGUUAACGCUGCGGCAGGCGCAAAGGCCCGCCACGCUGCUGGGCAGACAGCAGGAGCUGGGCGCCUGUCAGCAGCUGGCCUACCUCCGGGAUCCUACGCUUCACUAGAGGAUACUUCUGACAAGAUGGAUGGAACAGCUUCUGAAGAUGGUCGUGUACGAACAAAGCUCUCAACGCCUUCUGUUGGUAUUGGAAAUUCUAAAACAGAUUCCAGAGGACGCAGUAGAACCAAAGUGGUGUCACAGUCUCAGCGUUCAUCAUCGCCAGACCAAAAUGAAGGAUCACAGUCUGCUAACCCCAUUGGUGCUGGCAGUAGAUCUGGGUCCCCUGGAAGAGUUUUGACAACAACCACACUUUCCACUAUGAGCACAGGAGUUCAAAGAGUGUUAGUGAACCCUGCAGCUGCACAAAAACGAAGCAAAAUCCCCCGAAGUCAGGGGUGCAGUAGAGAAGCCAGUCCUUCUAGAUUGUCAGUAGCACGAGGCAGCCGCAUUCCUCGGCCUAGUGUGAGUCAGGGGUGCAGUCGGGAGGCCAGCCGUGAAAGUAGCAGGGACACGAGCCCUGUCCGCUCUUUUACACCCCUUGCUUCCAGACAUCACUCCAGAUCCACUGGUGCUCUCUACGCUCCUGAUGCUUAUGGGGCUACAGGUACCGGCUUUGGGAUUAGCCAGUCGAGUAGAUUGUCGUCGUCAGUUAGUGCUAUGCGAGUUCUCAACACAGGCUCUGACGUGGAAGAGGCAGUAGCAGAUGCUUUGCUCUUAGGAGACAUACGGACUAAGAAGAAGCCCGUGCGGAGAAGAUACGAGUCCUAUGGGAUGUACUCAGAUGAUGAUGCCAACAGUGACGCAUCAAGUGCCUGUUCAGAAAGGUCCUAUAGCUCUAGGAAUGGAAGCAUACCAACGUAUAUGAGACAGACAGAAGAUGUGGCUGAAGUCCUAAAUCGCUGUGCCAGCUCCAACUGGUCAGAGAGAAAAGAAGGCCUUCUAGGCCUGCAAAACUUAUUAAAGAACCAGAGAACUUUAAGUCGUGUUGAGUUGAAAAGGUUGUGUGAAAUCUUCACAAGAAUGUUUGCUGAUCCUCACAGUAAGAGAGUGUUCAGUAUGUUUUUGGAGACACUGGUGGACUUCAUCCAGGUCCAUAAAGAAGAUCUGCAGGACUGGCUGUUUGUACUGUUGACACAGCUCUUGAAAAAAAUGGGUGCCGAUUUGCUUGGGUCUGUACAAGCAAAAGUUCAGAAGGCGCUUGAUGUCACAAGGGAAUCUUUUCCAAAUGACCUCCAGUUCAGUAUUUUAAUGAGAUUUACUGUUGACCAGACCCAAACACCUAGCCUGAAGACAGUCAAGCCAGCACUACAGGACCAGCUUCGCUCUUUUUGGAGCUCCAAGGUCAAAGUCGCAAUCCUUAAAUACAUAGAGACUCUUGCGCAACAGAUGGAUCCAGGAGAUUUUGUAAAUUCAAGUGAAACUAGGUUAGCUGUGUCUCGAAUCAUCACCUGGACCACAGAACCCAAAAGCUCAGAUGUUAGGAAGGCUGCACAGUCAGUGCUGAUUUCCCUUUUUGAACUCAACACUCCAGAGUUUACAAUGCUAUUGGGUGCUUUACCAAAAACAUUUCAGGAUGGAGCCACAAAACUUCUCCAUAAUCAUCUCCGGAAUACAGGCAACAGUGGUCAGGGAUCAAUGGGAAGUCCUUUAACAAGACCUACUCCACGCUCCCCAGCAAGUUGGUCAAGUCCUCUCACCUCCCCAACCAAUACAUCGCAGAACACUUUGUCACCAAGUGCAUUUGACUACGACACUGAAAAUAUGAAUUCUGAAGAUAUUUACAGCUCUCUUCGUGGAGUCACUGAAGCCAUUCAGAAUUUCAGUUUUCGUAGUCAGGAAGAUAUGAAUGAGCCUGUAAAACGAGAUUCCAAAAAAGAUGAUGGCGAUUCGAUUUGCAGUGCCUCUGGGAUAGUAGACCUCCGAGCAGGAAGUGGUGGGAGCGACACAGGCCGAACAGCUCUUGAUAACAAGACGUCGUUGCUCAACACGAUGCCUCCCCACUCUUCACCACGUUCACGAGAUUACAACCCCUACAACUAUUCUGAUGGUAUCGGUUCAUUUAAUAAAUCUGCUUUGAAAGAAGCCAUGUUUGAUGAUGAUGCAGAGCAAUUUCCUGAUGAGCCUCCUAUGGACCAUUCUGAUCUGGUUGCAGAGUUGCUAAAAGAGUUGUCAAACCAUAAUGAGAGAGUUGAGGAAAGGAAGUCUGCCCUGUACGAGCUCAUGAAGUUAACUCAAGAAGAGUCUUUUGGGGUUUGGGAUGAACACUUCAAAACAAUACUACUUUUGCUGCUUGAAACGCUCGGAGAUAAAGAGCAUGCAAUUAGAGCUUUGGCUUUGAAAGUUCUAAGAGAAAUUCUGAGAAACCAGCCAGCAAGGUUUAAGAAUUACGCAGAACUCACAAUCAUGAAGACGUUAGAAGCACAUAAGGAUCCUCAUAAGGAGGUGGUGAGAUCUGCUGAAGAAGCUGCUUCCAUGCUGGCAACUUCCAUUAGCCCAGAUCAGUGCAUCAAAGUUCUUUGUCCAAUUAUCCAAACUGCAGAUUACCCCAUUAAUCUGGCUGCAAUCAAAAUGCAGACAAAAGUCAUAGAAAGAGUAUCUAAAGAAACCCUUACUCAGCUUUUACCAGAGAUUGUGCCAGGUCUAAUACAGGGUUAUGAUAAUUCAGAGAGCAGUGUUCGUAAGGCAUGUGUUUUCUGCCUUGUAGCCAUUCAUGCAGUAAUUGGUGAUGAACUAAAACCACAUCUCAGUCAACUCACUGGCAGUAAAAUGAAAUUAUUGAACCUUUACAUCAAGCGUGCACAGACAGGCUCUGGACCAGGGGAUACAACAGCAGAUAUGUCUGGACAAAGCUAAUGAAGCUGACAAGAGUUAACCAGGUCUCCUAAAGCAAGGGCAAGGCCCUCUUCAGUGAAAGGAAAAUUCGUACACACAACUUCUGGAACUUUUUUCUUUUUUUUGUUGUGCUUUUUUUUUUUCCCUUUUUUUUGUUGUGUUUUUUUUUUUUUUUCCUUUAACCAACGGCUGUCCUCAGCCUGCAUGUGACUGUUGCAAUAGAAUUACUCCAAAUCCAUGGAAAAACAGUAUUAACAUCAGUUGAUCAAAGCAGAAUAAAAUUUUAAAAUAAUCUAAUCUAUCAGUUAUCCUGUUCACAAUCCUCUGUGUCUUCCCAUUAACUUUUGCCAGUGUUAUUGUAUUAAAAAAAAUUUUUUUAAUGCUGAUUAAAAAGGUAUGCUUUAAGCUUCAGAAGUUAAAAUAUAAAUUCUGUUGCUUUAAUUCAGCUGCAGAUAACAUUACUUUUUUUAUUGCUGUUUUGUUUGAGUAUCAUGUCCUUCGCUAGAAGCAAGAAGUGAUGUGAAACAAGGCUGAACUAGUCUGAACUGCAGUGAGGCUCGUUCACUGUGUUGGUGGUUCAUCACCUUAUUUACAGCUUGUUUGGGAUAUUCUGGAGAUUGAGAAAUAUGCCUAUAAAAAAAAAAAAAAAAAAGCUGGAUCGAUCCAGUUCUGUAAAAGUGAUAUUGUUCAUUGGUUGUAUGUUUGUUGCAUAAAUAAGAAUUUGGUGUGCGCAGCAGAGGGCUGGUACAACCAGUGCCUCUUUAAUGUGGAAGACAGCCCUUUCAGGGUAGCAUUGCUGACCUGGUGAAUAGUGUGGCAGUCUGCUUUCUGGCAGCAGAGUUAAUGGUCACUUGAUGGACGUGAACCAUCCUUGUCACCUUUCGUUCUUCAAGCAGGAUGCUUCAGAAUGGAGUGCUCUGCCCAAGCAUGCUCAGUAUGUAUUUAUCUUUAUCACUAGAAUGUUUCCUCUCAACCUAAUUGCUGGAACAAGUAGUCUUGUAACUCACAUGGGAUUUUAUGACAACAGUGCAGAAAACUAUUUAUUCCUUACCUUCCUAAAAGCACCGAGAUUUUCUGCAUUGAAUUUAAAUGGGGGGAGGGGGAAUAGUCACAAAUGCUAUGGAUCUUGCCACCUUUUACUUUUAAAAAAAGAAUAUAUAUAUUUUGGAUGAGUUGGGAAAGCUGCACCAAAUUAUUUGCAUGGUUUUCUUGAAUAGCAUCCUCAAGACCCAUCUGGAUUAAGGUGUGGAAACGUUUCCAGGGUUUGUUUUUCCAUUUUUGAAAAAGAGUUAGUUUAUUGUGAAUAAUGGUUCUUUGUAUUUAUGAACUUGAUAAUGGAAAGAGAACAAAGAUCAAGUAAAUGUGUCCCUAAAUGUUGUCUUUUUCAUUUUUCUUUUUUCUUUUUUUUUUUUCCCUCUUUUGGUCUUGGAUCUAAGCAGCAAGCUAAUUAACUGAGAACUGGGAUGAGACAGUGCCCUUCCCAGGAAUGGUGGAACUUUUUUUUCCUGACUUUUUUUUUUUUCCCUUUGACUGUGGUGUUGUCUAGUUGUAGGAAGUGUAUCCUGAUAAGAGAGAAAAUAGCGGUGCCAAGGAUGAUGAUCUAUGCUAGGCUAAAAUUCUCUCUACCUCUUCAGGGUGACUAAUUUUUGACUGAGCUGCUGCAUAUAGCACCCGGUGAAAGAACUAUCUACAGUAAAUAUUUUUUUUUUUUCAAAUUGUCAAUUAAUGUGUAUUCAAAACUAUUCUUCAACACUGCAGCCAAAUACCAUAAGAAACUACUUAUAUGCUUUACUCGCUAGGAACCCUGAAAAGCAAAACUGAAUAAAAAUUAAGUCAGAUGCUUGUAGUUACAUGAAAGGUUGUUUUCACUUUAGUUGGAAGUGAAUGCAAUAGAAAGAGCUAAGAUGUGGUUGUUAAAGAAGCAAUGCCAUUGCAGAGAUUUAUUUGGAGGAAGAGUUGUAGAAAUAUAUGUAAAGACUUAAAACCAAGACUCCUAACUCGUCGCUAGCCCUUUUUAGCAGCUACAUCAAGAAAAUAGUAUCUCCUCUUUCUUUCCUUUGUUACGUGUAACAUCCUUGUUGUUUUCUACUGUUUAAUUACAUUGUGUAUUUAUAGUUCUAUGCUUACCAUUGUGCAUAUACUGGCAAUAAAAUGUACAUAACAUUACUUAAAAAAUUAGCAAUGUAUACAUUCUGGUUUUCUGUUUUAUUUGUUCACAUGCUAUAAGAAAAAUUAUAAAUGCAAUUGAUACAACAUUGGUUUAAAAAAAGAAAUUAUAUUAAUCUUCAUGUUUUGUGUGUCCAAAUGAUGUUUCUUUAUAUGCUCUUGUUACUGAAUCUGACUUGGCAUUUGAGAACAUGCUGUGAAUAUAGGUAUGCUAGACAGAAAUGUGUUUUGGAAAUCAAAUAGAAUUUUUAGGAACACCCCAUUUCCUUCAUCUAGGCAGGUUUCUUGGUUACUAUUUCAUUUAUUUGUACAUUAUACAUUGUUUGCAUUUUAUUUUUUUGACAUUUCAAAAAUGUUUUUCAGUCUACAAUCUUAUAGUUCAUAUAUUAAUUAUACAAAAGGUCACUUUAAAAAAUUGCACAAAUUCCAAGCUUGUUAGUCCUGUAUGUUGUUCCUGCUUUUUCUCCAUUUAUUUUACAGAGGAUCAUUUCCAGAUGACUGUUGUCAUCUUUUUGAAGAUGCUAUUUCAUACUGAAAAAAUAAGUUAUGGAAACAUAUGGUAUAUAUUCUGGAUUAAGCUAAUUUUUUUAUGUAUAAACAAAAGUUGGUAAGAAAGAAAUGUUUUUAUCCCCUGUAUGACUGAAAUUUUUUGCUCCAGAUAGGGAGGGAGGAAGAUAGUUCCACAAAGUUUAUCCCUCGGUUUUGCUUCUAAGCCAUCUUUAAAUGUUCUAAGUAUGGAUAUCCCAUGUAUUAAAAAUCUAAAUGCAAUAUAUUUAAAUGAAUAUUUUACAUAUGGUAUGACUAGUUCUGUUUCCAACAAAGAUGGGGCUGCAGCAGUGCAUAGAAUCUGUUUAUAUGACGUGGAGGCAUCAGCAUGUAAGAAUUUGCACCAAAAUUACUUCCACUAGAGCCAGUUCUCAGAUUCACUGCAUUGCUUUCUGCCUUCAUUUUCUAUAUUAUAAAUAUACAUUAGCUCAGUUAAAUUCAAGCAAUGAUUAGUCAUGCCUUACUUUCCUGCUGGAUGUGGUUUCUCUAAUGGAUUAGCUUAAAGAUCUGGGAAAAAUUAGGACAAUUAUAAGUUGCUUUUCUUCUGGAAAUACUAUGUUCUUUCUAAUAUUCUGUGAAGAUAGGUCAUUGCAGUCAUUUAAAUACUGAAAUGGCAUUCUUAAAGGUUAGGUUUGGGCUUUAGAAAAAGAGGAAGAAGAAAAGUAAGCUACAUGCAGAAUCAGGAUAGGGAAUGCAUGUCUUGGAUGUCUGACUUGGAUGUCAUUUGCUUUAAAGAAUUUUGAGUAACACAUGAUGUUCAGCUGAAGUCUUAGCAAGGAAGUUGGGAUGGUAAAUGUAAAUUGAAAGAGAGCUGAUUAUGUAAAUGUUCCUGAGUUUGAUUGCUUGCUUGUUUUUGAAGAUAAAGGUUGGAACAGA